AUGGCGGCACCUCCGCUCCCACUUGCCCCUCUGUCGCUGGCGGUGUUGCUCGGCGGCCUGGGUAGUCUCGUCAUGCUACUUACCCUUUACGUCCUUCCUGCUACUCUCUCCUCGGUCGUCCCCCAAUGGCGCGCCCGACAAACCCCAGCCCAUCUUCUAGUCGUCCUAGGCAGCGGCGGACAUACCGCCGAGAUGUUUUCGAUGCUCCGGCGCAUGAAGCUCGAUCCGUCGCAGUAUACGUAUCGCACCUACGUGGUGAGCUCGGGGGAUGAUUUCAGUGCUCGAGCGGCGACUCGGUUCGAAACCGACUACCUCGGACUCGCCGCAUCGUACACCAUCGUGACGGUGCCACGCGCGCGUCGCGUGCACCAGUCCUACGUGACAGCUCCUUUCUCCACCUUGAAAUGCUUCUACGCAUGUCUUCUGGUGCUGUGCGGGCGUCAUCCCGAUCAACCUUCCCGGCCUCCCUUGCUGGUCUCCCCGUAUCCGGAUCUCAUCCUCACUAACGGUCCUGCCACGGGAGUCUGCGUCAUUCUGGCCGCCAGGCUCCUCCGGUUGUACCAUGCCCUGGUUGCCUGUUUCACGCGCAGUAAUAGGCUGAAUGUCGUCCACGCGGACCGAGCACCGGACAACCGAUUGCUAAUACGGGACAGUUUCCAGCUUCGUACGAUCUUUGUAGAGUCCUGGGCGCGAGUGACCAGCUUGAGUCUCUCGGGCAAGCUACUACUUCCUUUCGCCGAUCGAUUCCUCGUCCAAUGGCCGGCCUUGGAAGGAAAGCGGGCGUGGAAGGGCAUGAGGCCGACAGAGUAUGUUGGUACUCUUGUGGAAUGA
Molecule: messenger RNA, 831 nt
Organism: Aspergillus melleus
Lineage: Eukaryota; Fungi; Ascomycota; Eurotiomycetes; Eurotiales; Aspergillaceae
Gene: ALG14
Product: glycosyltransferase family protein
Exons: 2
Coding region: 1-831 (276 amino acids)
Biological process (GO): dolichol-linked oligosaccharide biosynthetic process
Cellular component (GO): UDP-N-acetylglucosamine transferase complex
Source: RefSeq, a predicted model, not a curated record